AGUCGGUGCUCCCGCCCGCCCGGCGCGGGCUCGGUGCUGGGGAGGACGCGCCCACCGCCCGCCCGUUCCCCGCGCGGCGGCCGGCGCGCUCGUUUCUGGGCGGAAGCGGGCCGAGGACCGAGGAAUUAGGCGGCCGGCGCGGGAAGGGGGCGGGGGCUGAGCGCGCGGGGACGAUAAUCGGAUCGCGGCGGCGGCUGCCGCCCGAGGAGGGGCUCGGAGGAGGCGCGAGGCCCGGCCCGCCGCGCCCGGAACCGGGGGAGAGGCCGGCGGCGGCAUGAGGCGGGCCGCGCGGCGUCCGUGAGCGCGCGGCGGGCCGAGCCAGGGCCGAGGCCGGGCGCCCCUCCCCGCCGCCGCCGGGCCGUGAUUUGCGGGCCCGCUGCGCCCCCCGCCCACCCCGCGCCCCCGCCGCCGUUCGCCGCUUCCCCUCGUCGGAGCGGCCGCCCGCCCGUCCGAGGCCGCGGCGGGGGGGGGCGCGGCCUGCCGGCGUCUUCGCGGCGACCAAGGACGACCGGGAAGGGGAGCGGCCGGGAUGGCGCGUCCGCGGCCCCGCGAGUACAAGGCGGGCGACCUGGUGUUCGCCAAGAUGAAGGGCUACCCGCACUGGCCGGCCCGGAUCGAUGAACUCCCGGAGGGAGCCGUGAAGCCUCCUGCAAACAAGUACCCUAUCUUCUUUUUCGGCACCCACGAAACCGCAUUUCUCGGUCCCAAAGACCUUUUCCCGUAUAAGGAAUACAAAGACAAGUUUGGGAAGUCCAACAAACGGAAAGGAUUUAAUGAAGGACUGUGGGAAAUAGAAAAUAACCCAGGAGUAAAGUUCACUGGGUACCAGGCCAUUCAGCAGCAGAGCUCCUCGGAAACGGAGGGGGAAGGCGGCAACACAGCGGACGCGAGCAGCGAGGAGGAGGGCGGCCGCAUGGAGGAGGACGGGAAGGGCAAGAGGAAGAACGAGAAAGCCGGCUCCAAGCGGAAAAAGUCCUACCCGUCAAAGAAAUCCUCUAAACAGUCCCGGAAAUCUCCAGGAGAUGAAGAUGACAAGGACUGCAAAGAAGAGGAAAACAAAAGUGGCUCGGAGGGUGGGGACGCCGGCAGCGACACAAGGAACACAAGUUCAGACUCGCAAAAAACGAGCGAAGGGACCUAACCACCGUCCUGGGCGCUGCGUAUUGAGAGAAACCGCAGAAAGGUGGUGCGUUUGCUUGUCUACUACUCUUGGAUUUCAUCUGAACCAACACGGCCCCCGUCGUCCCGACAGAACCCCCGUGUGCGUGCCCGUCACUCACAGUCCUCUCUGUCUGUGUUUAGAGAAAGGGAAGAAAAAGACAUUUUAGCCUUUUUUAAGGUUGUUGAUUUAAUUUUAUGUUAUUUGGUUGCAUGAAGUUGCCCUUAACCACUAAGGAUUAUCAAGAUUUUUGCACAAACUUAAACAUGUCUAGGAUCCUUUUACCAAGGCAGUUUACCUUCUUAAUUCUCCUGCCUUUACUCCGCCAUCACCAAGCACUCAGACAAAAUAAAAUUUUGCAUUUAAAACAGUGACCACUCAACAUGAGGUACAUUUCCUCUCUGCAGCAGAACCCGGGAGCCGGUUCCUAGACAGGUGAUGUUGGCAUAUUGAAGAUGGAAUCAAAAUUACUCUUCAUUUUUGAGGCCAUGUGUAAAGUCUAAUCACACUGUAAAAUAUCUAUUCCGUAUUAGAAAUAGCCCAUUGACAGCUUACACUUCUCAGAGCUCAUGUCCCUAGGCACACAAAUCAGUUUCUCCAUGCGAAGUCAGUGAGCCCUUUCGUGUUCCUCCAGCGUAAAGGCGACACUCUGCUCGGCCCCACUGCCCACGCGUCGCUCGCGGCGGGGCCCUGGCCUUGAAGCCGGAGCUCAGCAGCGGCCCUGUGGGAAACCCGACGGAGCAUCGGCCUUCAGACGGGCUUUUCCAACGGCCUUGUUUCCUUUCGGGAUUAGCGUUAGAAUAGUUACUCUCCAUCCACGAACCGUUAUUAUGUGUACAUUAUUGUUGCUAUUGUGACAAUAGAGAAUUUUAUUUAUUUUUAUGCUUAUAUUGUGAGAACACAUCUAGUCAGUUUGGGUUUUCUCCUCAACCCUGUUAUGCUUGUCCUUGGAACAUAUUUCGCGUACUCGAGGUUUGUAGUUGAAAAGUUUACUGUAAAAAAAAAAUCAAAAACAAAAAAAAUGUAUUGUUUUUACAGAAUAAAUCUAUUGGAAUGUGUACCGGGAGUAAGAUUUGAGGUUGUAAACAGCUAAGUUAGUGUAAUUUGGCUUCAUAUAUGUAAUGUGAGGUAUUAAUGUAAUUCAUAUAUUAAAGCAAAAUUUGUUAACAGCAAGUUAACAAUAGA
Messenger RNA from Artibeus jamaicensis (Jamaican fruit-eating bat), 2344 nucleotides. It is a transcript of the gene HDGFL3, whose product is annotated as HDGF like 3. Gene Ontology annotation, cellular component: nucleus. The coding region runs from base 530 to 1141 and encodes 203 amino acids. Gene Ontology annotation, biological process: regulation of transcription by RNA polymerase II. The transcript has 6 exons. The record is from RefSeq and is a predicted model, not a curated record. Gene Ontology annotation, molecular function: transcription coregulator activity; double-stranded DNA binding. Lineage: Eukaryota; Metazoa; Chordata; Mammalia; Chiroptera; Phyllostomidae.